AUGCCAUUUAUAUCUAUCAUCAAUGGAGCAAAGAAGGUGCUCACUGAUGCCUUUGGCUGCCCAAGAGUGACCGGGCACCUUCCUCUCCAAAGCUCCACCUUCUCCUGGAGGAAUGUAGCUUUCCUGCUGCUUCUCUCCUCUUUGGAGCAGACGUCUGCAUCACUGGUCAAGAAAAUCAAACGGAAACCAGGAGUGUGCCCUGAAGAGAGGCUCACCUGUACCACUGAAGUUCUGCACUCAUGCAAGACGGAUUUAUCCUGUGAGAAUCACCUGAAGUGCUGCUCUUUUGCCUGUGAGAAGAAGUGCAUGGAUCCCUAUGAAGAACCCUGCAUGCUACCCGUGAGUGAAGGAAACUGUAAGGAUCAUCUACAGCGCUGGUAUUUUGACUUUGAAAAUUAUGCUUGCACAUUAUUUAUAUACAGAGGCUGCAAUGGAAAUGCCAAUAAUUUCUUCAGCAAGGAUGACUGCAACAAGGCCUGCAUGUUAGUUGUCAAGAAAGGACAGUGCCCACUUUUCCCUUUCGAUGACCGUAUGGAAUGUCCAGCUUCAUGUAAGAGUGACAUUGAUUGUCCCAUGACAGACAAAUGCUGUGAAUCCAGAUGUGGCUUUAUUUGCGCCAGUGCCUGGACAGUCAAAAUAGGUUUCUGUCCACGCAAGCCUUUGGUGUGUGACAAGAUUAAUAAACCUAGCUGUCAACAGGAUGAUGAGUGUCCACUGGAGGAAAAGUGCUGCUCAUCUUGUGGACUGAAGUGCAUGGUACCCAAAACAUGA
Molecule: messenger RNA, 771 nt
Organism: Carlito syrichta (Philippine tarsier)
Lineage: Eukaryota; Metazoa; Chordata; Mammalia; Primates; Tarsiidae
Gene: WFDC8
Product: WAP four-disulfide core domain 8
Exons: 6
Coding region: 1-771 (256 amino acids)
Cellular component (GO): extracellular region
Molecular function (GO): serine-type endopeptidase inhibitor activity
Source: RefSeq, a predicted model, not a curated record